CUGUGGGAUUCUGUGAGAGUAGGGAGUAGCAAGAUGGCGGCCAGUGACUUCAGUUUUUCAGCAAAAUCAGGACUCUAGUGUAUAAUAUUGCUCAGUGCAUAUACCCAGUCCUGAUGUGGCAGGUCCCCUUUUUUUAAGGUUCAGGCAUAAAUGCAGUUUAAUAAAGUGAAUGAAAGUAUAUAAAUUGAAUUAUAUACGUGUGUCCUAAUAAGGGUAGAAAUACUAACCUGUAUUUCCUCUCAACAUAUUGUAAAAGAUAUGUUGCAUAUUUUACAGUUUCUUUUAUCGUUUUGUUCCUAAAAUGCCAAAACAUUUGAGUCUGAAAGGCAGGAAUAUUUUCCAAUAUAAAAAAACAAAUGUUUAAUUUUAAUAACUCUGUUAUAAUCCAGAUUGUAAUUCCAGUUCUGUUUUUCUCUCUGAGGUUUGGAAUCAGAAAAUGUUUCUUCUGGAGCAGCAUCUCCAUGAUUAAAGGAUGUUUACUCUUUUUAUAAAACCAUAUUAUUUUUAUGUCUAAUGUUUUAUAAUUUAAUGCAGAUCUUUCUUCUCUUGUUUAUCCACCGUUUAGCUUUGAGGAGCUUCCUGUCUGCUGUAUUCUGCUUCUGUUCCUCCUGAAUAACAUUCCUGUUUUUCAACAGAACAUCCCAGAGUUCCUGAAAACCCACCUAAUGGCUUUUAGUUGAUGCUUUAAAAAUACAUUAACAUCAUUUAUUUUAUUUGGUGGUAAUAAUCUGAAACAUCAUUCCAAAAUUCCAUUUAAAGCGGCUAUUUUAAUAAUAAAAAAAAAAAAAUAACAGUAUCUGCAGUUUUACCACAGCAGAAAAGUAAAAAUAAUCGGUUCCUCAGCAGGUUUUAAAAUGAAGUAACUGGGUUAUUUGUAAAGAACCAUCAAAUGCUUCACAAGUAUAGAAAAUUACCUUUAAGAACGAGAAAUAUAUUAAAGGCAAGGCAAAUUUAUAUAGCAUAGAUGAUAAUGAUAAUACAUUAUUAAAAUAUAGGAAAAUAAAACAAUGUAAGCAAGUAUUUUGGAUAAGCUGCUCUACUGAAAAUAAAAGUAUCCUGUUUUUACAGAGAAAUUAACUCUGUUGGUGUGUUUGGAGGAUGGUGGGUGGAUUUAGUAACAGACCUUAUGUAAAAAUGUAGCUUUAGGUCAUAACUGGUCUUUGACCUCACUGAUCCUCAUCUGACCUUGUUAACGUUGUUGGGAUGAAAAAGGAUGACUUCUGACUUUUCUGCAUUAAUUUAGAGGUUCUGAUAGUGAUACUAUAAGCACAUUGAUUCUAACGGACGUAGCAGCAACAGAUAUAAAGUUUUCUUUUUCCAGCUGCUGUAUGUUUAGCAAGAUGGUUGCAGUAAUCCAUAACUUAAGCUAGGGGGCGCAUGUUUGUGUAGAAUAAAAGUGACCCAAGAAUGAAGCCUUGAGGGACUUUGGACUCUGAUCUUUGGAGGCGUUUAUGAGAUUAAUAACUUGUUUAUUUAGGUUUCUCUAUCCAGACUGCACCAUCGUUCCUCACUGAGAGCUCCACAAACCCAUCACUGCACACUGCUGCCGGGAUGUAAACACUACAAACAAAACACAGAGAAAAACCAUCCAAAGGCUUUGAAAUCAGAAGCAGAGAGUCGGUGAUGAAGCUUCUGAUGUUUCACUUCCUGUUGCGCCGCUUCAGUCAACGUUCCGAGAGCAAAGCUGGAGGAUCGUCUCCUCGUUCUGCACCAAGAUGAAGCUGAUUCAGCUCCUCUUCAUCCUCCAGCUGAGCUCGCUCUGUCCAGCUCUACUGCUCCCUUCCACUCCAGCAGCAGAGAGAAAUGCAACAAAGAAAGCUGAAGACCUGAGCACGGACCCGUAUGUUCAUCACCUCGGAGCUAAAUGCAUGUGGACCCUCAGGAUACCUGGAAACAAUAGUGGGGAGGUGGUUCCACUCCCACAGGGGUUUAUGGACACUCUGGCUGCACGGAUCUGCCGGGAUCUGAACUGUGGAACGGUUCACACUGUGAAGAAAACCACAACGCCUCCCAACGGCAGCUGCUUCCAGGGCUGCUUGUUCCACGACCUGCGUCUGCAGAACUGCACAAAGACUGCCGACUCAGCAUGCUCCGUGGCCACCAAAGUGGUUUGUGGUCACCAGUCCCUUCGGCUGGCGGGACACGGGGACCGCUGUGCCGGGCGGGUGGAGGUGUGGAAGGACGGGAAGUGGGGGACGGUGUGUGACGACCGCUGGGACCUGAGGGAGGGCGACGUGGUUUGUGAGCAGCUCCGCUGUGGGAAGGCUCUCAGGGUGACGGGUCAGGACGGGUUGUUUGCGGCGGGGAGAGGACCGGUUCACCUGGACGAGCUGAACUGCACCGGGAACGAGGAGAACCUGUGGGCCUGUGGGGGGGUGCAGGAAGAGUCUGACUGCGGACACAAAGAGGACGCCGGGGUGGUGUGCUCAGGAUCUGUGGCGUUUCCUGCAGAAACCACAGCAGCCGUGACUUUGCAGGAGACCACAGCUCUAAUGACCACCAGUUCUCCUGCUGAGGGUCCAUCUCCAGAACUUCUCACCAUCAUGGUUCUGUCUCUGGCGCUGAUCGUGCUUUUCAUCCUGAACAUCGUCCUCUGCUGCCUCUACAGACAACGGCACGUGUCUUUGCUGCAGCAGACUCGCUGCAGUGAGAGAUCUUCCACGGAUCAGUCUCAGAACCACUACAAGGAGAACCUACACCUGGUUUCUGUUAACGCCAGGCCGGCAGACGUCGCCUCCAACUCCAGGAUUCUUUGGACCCAGAUUAGUAGCGUUGACAGCGCGUCAGUAGAUUCAGACUAUGAGCAGUAUGACCCGAGCAAUCAGCCGUCUGUCGGUUUAUCAACCUUCCGCAAUUCUCAGAGAUACCGAACAGACCUGAAUGCAGCAGUGGAGCCUUCGGCGCUCAGCCGCCUCGCUGAGGAAGAUUUCGGACCUCCAAACGAAGACAUGGCAGCGUUUCCAGACUACAAGGAAGGAGCCGCGGGUCUCCAGUACAGCAGAGUGUCAAAGAUCUCCGAGGACUCGUUUGAAACCUCCAGCACCUCCUCUGGUGAAUGCUACCAGAACGUGAACCCCAGUUCUGACCCGGAACAUCCAGAACCGUCAGAACCGGGCCAGAACUGGGCUUCUUCAAGCCCUCCGCUCUACACCAACACUGGUUUGGAGCUCGGACCCGAAGGAACGGCGCAGAGUUCAGAUGAUGAUGACUACUGUCCUGUGAGCCCAGACUGAAGACCUUCCUCUGAUGAAGAUGACGGUCUGUGAAGGAGAGGCUGCGGCUCACACCAGAGGUCCGGAUCUGCUCUCAUUCACUCUACAGCUGGUCAAACUAUUCACCACAGGCCUAAAGUUUAGAUUAUUUCUUUUAUCACAUUGCAAAAACAGUUUUAUUUAAGUAUUUUAAUUUUUACCUGAUCUACAAUAAACCAAACACCCAAUAUUUCCUUAAAAUAAGCAAAUUAGUCAGAGUCUGUCGAAAAGAGACUGUAGAUGUGAAACAUAAAAGAGGUUUUUAGGUUUUUCUGGUUUGGAAAAAAAAAGAAGAGAAAUGAGCCGAAACCAGGAAGCUCCACCUUAGACUCUACCGGCCUCAGGUCAAAGGUCAUGAUCCUGAACCAGUCUGGCUGCUUGGAAGGCUGAAGGAGAAAGAACCAAGAUGGCCGCCUUCACCUGUCGGGCACGGUGGUGGCAGGAUGAUGCUUUGGCUCUGUUCAGUGUUUUAGGAUUUUUCAGGUUAAAUUGCCAUCAUUUUAGAAUCGGGUUCAGAACCUCUUGUUGUAUUUCUAUUAAAACGGUUUAGUAUGCGUAUUAAUGAGGCGCCCCUGCGGCGCGGUCCGACUGGACCUUUCCUCAGACGUUAAUCCCGGGUCUGACGUUAAUCUGCCGUAACAGCAGGAAAGACGGCAGCAGCUAGAAGGAAAACGCCGCGGUUCUCUGAAGCUUCAGCAGAAGCCGUCAGCUGCCUGUGAAUGUAGACGUUUCUGUCAUUUAGUGCUUUUCGUUUAACGUUUGGCUGCAAAGCUGAUCGUUAGGAUAACUUGAAUUUAUUCCUGUGAUGUGCUGCAGAUCUGCAAUCAAACUAAAGAGCUCCAGCUUUGGCUCCCUAACUGUGAUUAUCCCUCCGUGGUGAAAACAUGAGAACACAUUAAAAUAUUAUUUUUCAGUAA
Fundulus heteroclitus (mummichog) is the source of this 4168-nucleotide messenger RNA. Its product is annotated as T-cell differentiation antigen CD6. The transcript has 13 exons. NCBI's taxonomy places the organism in Eukaryota, Metazoa, Chordata, Actinopteri, Cyprinodontiformes, Fundulidae. The coding region runs from base 1716 to 3233 and encodes 505 amino acids. Gene Ontology annotation, cellular component: membrane. The record is from RefSeq and is a predicted model, not a curated record.